AUGGCCGAAGAAUCACCCAAGUCCGUGUCGUCGGACGUCCACGAUGCGGCCUCUGACCCACCGGUGAAGCGAGUGUGGUACCACAGCACCUUGUUCAAUGCCUUCGUGAUCGGAGGAGUUGGCUUCAUGGCCCCUGGCCUGUGGAAUGCGAUCAACGCCCUCGGCGCAGGUGGUGCCCAGGAACCGUUCCUCGUCAAUGCCGCCAAUGCGCUUGUCUUUGGACUGAUGGCCUUCCUGUGCUUAUUCGGUGGGCCCAUCGCGAAUCGCAUUGGGCUCUCAAGAACGCUGUUGCUUGGAGCUGUUGGCUACCCACUUUACUCCGCUGGACUGUAA
This is a messenger RNA of Colletotrichum tamarilloi, 333 nucleotides long. RefSeq lists its product as uncharacterized. The record is from RefSeq and is a predicted model, not a curated record. The transcript has 2 exons. NCBI's taxonomy places the organism in Eukaryota, Fungi, Ascomycota, Sordariomycetes, Glomerellales, Glomerellaceae. Bases 1 to 333 code for a protein of 110 amino acids.